This is a messenger RNA of Thamnophis sirtalis, 2177 nucleotides long. NCBI's taxonomy places the organism in Eukaryota, Metazoa, Chordata, Lepidosauria, Squamata, Natricidae. The record is from RefSeq and is a predicted model, not a curated record.
UACUUGUAACCUGCUUCAGAGCGUCUGGUUGGCGGCCUCGGAGAGCCAUGGCGGGGAAGCGGCCGCUAGUAGUCUUGUUCGACCUGGGCGGCGUCCUUUUGGGUAGCACUCAGAUGGUUUUCCGAAAUCUGGAGAAGACAAUGGGCUUGCCUGGAGAUUUCUUUCAAAAAGUUGUUCAACAUGGUGGCUCUGAUGGACCUUUCUCCAAAGGGAUGACUGGACAGAUUGGAUUAACUCAGCUUAUUGCUGACUUUGAAGAUGAUUGCAAGAAAGUUUCUUCUACUUCUAAUAUCCCCCUCCCUGAAAACUUCUCAUUGAGCGAGAGUUUUGUCGAAAUGAUGGCAAAAAGUGGCUUGAAUGUACCCUUCCUGAAGGCUGCUACGCUUCUCAAGAAAAAUGGUUUCAGAAUUGCUGUUCUGACAAACAACUGGAUUGAUGAUACUCCUGGCAGGCAUCAAACAGCAUUUGCCUUAUGUCUGUUGAGGAAAUAUUUUGACAAGGUGAUUGAGUCCUGUCGGAUUGGCCUGCAGAAACCAGAUCCCAAGAUUUACGAGUAUGCAUUACAUGAGCUGAAUGUAACACCUGAAGAGGUUAUUUAUCUGGAUGACAUUGGUGCAAACUUAAAGCCUGCUCAGAAGAUGGGGAUGACAACAAUCCUAGUGAAAGAAGCUGAUUCUGCUUUGAAGCAGCUUCAGGAUCUGACUGGGGUUCAGCUUCUUGACCAGGAAGACUAUCUUCCUUCAGCAUGUGAGCCCCAAGAUGUGGCCCAUGGAUAUGUAAAAAUCAAGCCAGACACCGAGUUGCACUUUGUGGAGAUGGGGAGUGGUCCAGUGAUUUGCCUCUGCCACGGAUUUCCAGAGUCCUGGUUUUCUUGGAGGUUCCAGAUUCCUGCCCUUGCUGAUGCUGGCUUCCGUGUCAUUGCCUUGCAAAUGAAAGGCUAUGGAGAUUCUGUGGGUCCACCAGAUACAGAAGCCUAUUCUCAGGAAGAAAUUUGUAAGGAUUUGGUGAUCUUUCUGGACAAAAUGAGCAUUGCUCAGGCGACAUUCAUUGGUCAUGAUUGGGGUGGUGCCACAGUGUGGAAUAUGGCUCUCUUUUACCCAGAGCGGGUCAAGGAGUCGCAGAGGCUGAACUGGAGAAAGAUAUAAUCCGAACUCUGAAGAUUAUGAUACGAUCUACCAGGAAAGAGGAUAAAAUGGAAGGACCUUCUCUUAGUACAGCCGGAGUUAGGAAGCGAGGGGGGCUGUUUGUGGGGCUUCCUGAAGAUACACCUCCAAGUUCUCUUCUUCCAGAGCCAGUCCUCCAGUACUAUGUACAACAAUUUAAAAAAUCUGGAUUCAGGUGUCCACUGAACUGGUAUCGAAACCUGGAAAGAAACUGGUCUUGGGGUGCUUCUGCCCGGGGCAGAAAGAUCACAGUUCCUGCCCUGAUGGUUACUGCUGGAAAAGACAAGGUUCUUAGUCCAGAAAUGAGCAAGCACAUGGAGAACUGGAUUCCACAAUUGACUCGUGGCCAUAUUGAAAACUGUGGACAUUUCACACAAAUGGAGAGGCCUGCAGCUCUGAACAAAAUCCUGAUCGACUGGCUGGAAGAGGUUCACAAAAAUGCUUCGUUGCAAACAACCGCCAAGCUUUGAAGAGGACUUCAGCCCACAAAUUGGCUAAACUGUUAGCCAAUUCAUUUAUGGAAGGGGGAAAUAAUUCAUAAGAUAAUUGGUUAUGGAGCUCUUGCAGUGCUUUUGAUAUAUACUGUAUCUUCAGUGCAUUGGAAAGAAUUAGUCAUGAUCCUCAUAAAAGGAGUUUUAAAAAAUAACCUAAAUCGAAUGCUGAAAACAUAACCAUGCUGAGGUUAUGUUACCCUUUGAUCGCUAUCCUUUUUGAGUCAGAAGAGAAGAAAAAAUAUAUAAGAAAAUUCGUAAUGGCCCGGGUGUGUUUGGACCAUGAUUUAUUUAAGCAGAGAUCACAUAAUUGGAUGGGCUGAUGUAGCAUACUGUAUGCAAACCAAAUAGAACUGCCCUUUAGUACAAGGUAAGAGCUGUGGUGGCGCAGCGGUUAGAAUGCAGUAUUGCAGUUUAACUCUGCUCACUACCAGGAGUUCGAUUCCCACAGGCUCAAGGUUGACUCAUCCUUCCAUCCUUCCAAGGUCGGUAAAAUGAGGACCCAGAUUGUUGGGGGCAAUAG